AAUCAUAAAACACAAGAUCAAACCAAUCUCCUAGCCUCCUCCUCUGCUUCUUCCACCACAACAUCACCAUGGGCGCCCAAGUCUCCAAACAACUCGAGCGCCGCAAAGCCAUAGACGCCGAGAAAAAAAUCCUCACCGACCUUCUCCAAUCCUCCGGCGACCAAUUCCCUGGCUCCGACUACCACCCAUCCGACCACAAAACCUGGAUGUCCUCUCUCGACCCAUCCAAAGUCCACAUCCGCAACAUCCUCUUUCCUGGCACUCACGACUCCGCCACCAACAAAAUCGGCAUCCCCUUCAUCUCUCGCCCAUUCGCUCAGUGCCAAUCCUCCUCCAUCUACCGCCAACUCUGCCGCGGCGCUCGCGUCCUCGACGUCCGCGUCAACCAAGACCGCCGCGUCUGCCACGGCAUCCUCGUCACCUACCCCAUCGACGUCGUUCUCGACUCCAUCAAACGCUUCCUCUCCGAAACCACCUCUGAAAUCCUCAUCCUUGAGAUCCGCACCGAGUUCGGCUACACCGACCCUCCUGACUUCGACACCUUCCUCUCCGACCAACUCUCAGACCUCCUUAUCCACCAUGACGACAACGUCUUCGACAAAACCAUUGCCGAGCUCCUCCCUCGCCGCAUCAUUUGCAUUUGGAAACCUCGCAAGUCACCUGCACCGAAACCCGGUGGCCCGCUGUGGAGCGCUGGGUAUCUCAGGGACAAUUGGAUUGAUACUGAUUUGCCGAACACUAAGUUUGAGAGUAAUAUGAAGCAUUUGAGUGAACAGCAACCUGUGUCUUCACGCAAGUACUUUUAUCGUGUGGAGAAUACUGUGACUCCUCAGGCUGAUAACCCGGUCGUGUGUGUUCGGCCGGUGACUGACCGUAUCCAUGGAUAUGCUCGGCUCUUCAUUUCUCAGGCAUUUGCUCGUGGCUUUGCUGAUCGGCUUCAGGUCUUUUCUACUGAUUUUAUUGAUGAGGACUUUGUUGAUGCUUGUGCUGGUGUUACUCAUGCUAGACUUGAAGGGAAGGCUUGAUUGAUUUCACCUCCUGUUUCUCUUCUUCUUUCUUUUUUUUUUCUUCUUCUUCUUGUUCUUGUUCUUAAUUUGUUUUAUUGUUAUUAUUAUUUGGGUGUCUUGUAUAUUAAUAAAUUUGUAUGUUGUAGGGAGUGUUGUGUUGUGGCUUAUCAUCUUGACCGGAAGAAGAAGAAGAUGGUUUGAUUCAAUGCUUGUGAAUAGUAGUAAUUAUGUGCUAGCUGUUUCUUCAUUUUUUUUUUUUUUCUUUAGAUUUUUGGAGUAAAUAAAACAUGGUAGAAAAAAGUUAUUAUU
Molecule: messenger RNA, 1316 nt
Organism: Dioscorea cayenensis subsp. rotundata (Guinea yam)
Lineage: Eukaryota; Viridiplantae; Streptophyta; Magnoliopsida; Dioscoreales; Dioscoreaceae
Product: PI-PLC X-box domain-containing protein DDB_G0293730
Exons: 1
Coding region: 69-1025 (318 amino acids)
Biological process (GO): lipid metabolic process
Molecular function (GO): phosphoric diester hydrolase activity
Source: RefSeq, a predicted model, not a curated record